AUGACCAAGUUACAUGGAGAAAUGAGAACUAAUGAUCCAGUAGAUGUCGACUUAUUUAUCGAAAAAUUCAUAGAAAUAUCAAAGAGUUAUAAUGCCGAUCAAAUUUAUAACUUGGACGAAACGGGAUUGUAUUACAAGCUGAUUCCUUCGAAAAGUAUUUGUAGAAACAGAUUUCAAGGAUAUAAAAAUUUCAAAGAUCGUGUUUCUAUUAUGCUAUGUUCAAAUAUGAGUGGAAAUCAUAAAUUGAAACCUGUGAUGAUCUCGAAACCUAAAAUGCCAAGAUGCUUUAAAUCUUAUGACUAUAAAUGUUUCAUUGAUUAUUAUAGCUCAAAACGAGCUUGGAUGACAGGAACAAUUUUUACUAACUGGCUAUUAAACUUUGAUUACCAUCUCAAAAAUGAAAAAAAGCAAAUUUUACUUCUCAUGGACAAUUGUCCUUCACAUUGUGUUCCAUCAAAUUUGGAUAACAUAAAAAUAUUGUUUUUUCCUCCAAAUAGUACUGGUCUUAUUCAACCUAUGGAUUUGGGUAUAAUAAAAACAUUUAAAACACAUUUUACUCGACACAAGUUAAUGUAUUUGACUGAUUUGUUGGAACAGCAAAAUAUUUCAGUAUACAGUUCCUACAAAAAGUUAACUCUAAAGGAUACUGUAAUUUUCGUAAAAAUGGCUUGGGAAGAUGUGUCUGAAAAAACGAUUGCAAAUUGUUUCGGGAUUUUAAGCAACCCGUUCAAAAAGAAUCAUGUAGUUGAAGUUCAAGAUAUUGCAGUAGAAAAAACUGACAUUUUUGAUCCCUUAGAAGUCGAAGAAUUUCUUAAUUUUGAAUAUUCUGAAAAUGAUACAUUUCAAGACGUUGAGGAUAUUGAAAAUAUAAAAAAUGAAGAAGUAGAGGCUGAGGUAGAAUCCAAUGAAGUAGAAUCCAAUGAUUCAAUUGACAAAGAAGACAUUGUGGUUAAGUUAACUAAAAUUGAAAACGACCUCCUAAAAAACAUUGAGAACGAACAUGAAGUUCAAUUGAUUACAUCCAUAAGGCGCUAUAAGGAAAAUGUCAUUAAAACUCAAAAAAGCAGAUGGGCAUCCAAUUCUACUUUAAGAACAUUAAUAAUGCUUAAUUACUUAAAAUUUUCUGGAUAA
This is a messenger RNA of Octopus sinensis (East Asian common octopus), 1131 nucleotides long. RefSeq names its product tigger transposable element-derived protein 6-like. Gene Ontology annotation, molecular function: DNA binding. The record is from RefSeq and is a predicted model, not a curated record. The transcript has a single exon. Lineage: Eukaryota; Metazoa; Mollusca; Cephalopoda; Octopoda; Octopodidae. Bases 1 to 1131 code for a protein of 376 amino acids. Gene Ontology annotation, cellular component: nucleus.